ACCGCCCGAUCAAAGUGGAAAUUUGAGUCAAGAGUGCAAUGUGUCAGACUUUCGCUGGAGCGAUGACAAUCUGCGUCGCUGAAAUCCAACCGGAGAGGGACAGAAAGAGUGUUUGACGAUGUCAAGCUUGCCUUUAGCGUUGGCUGUGUUUUUAACCUGAUCGACCAAUGCUGUUAGUGCGUUUAUUUGGCAGCGCACUUUAAUUUAGCUUAGCUUAAACUUUGACUCAUCAAGAGGCUGUGGUUUCAUCUCAUUUGGAAGCCCCCAGAGACGAAAGAAUGGCGACUCAAAACGACUGCUGCGUUAAGGUCUCUUUAAGGAUCCGGCCUCAGAUGGCGAAGGAGAAGAUCGAGGGCUGCCACAUCUGCACGCUGGUGACCCCCGGUGAGCCCCAGGUGCUUCUGGGUAAAGACAAGGCCUUCACGUACGACUUUGUGUUCGACAUCGACUCCCAGCAGGAGUCCAUCUACAGCGCCUGCGUCCACAAGCUCAUCGAGGGAUGCUUCGAGGGCUACAACGCCACCGUCUUCGCCUACGGACAGACGGGCUCAGGGAAGACGUACACGAUGGGCACGGGCUUUGACGUGAACGUGUGUGCGGAGGAGGAGGGCAUCAUCCCGCGCGCCGUGCACCAGCUGUUCCGGGGCAUCCAGCGUCGCCGUGACGACGCCCAGGCCGCCGGGGCUCAGGCUCCAGAGUUCAAAGUCAGCGCCCAGUUCCUGGAGCUGUAUAACGAGGAGAUCCUGGACCUGUUUGACAGCACGCGUGAUCUGGAGUCCCGUGGCAGGAAGUCCAACAUCAAGAUCCACGAGGACAGCAGCGGCAGCAUCUACACCACCGGGGUCACGUCACGCCUCGUAGCAUCCGAAGAGGAGCUGCUGCAGUGUCUGAAGCUGGGCGCUCUGUCGCGCACCACAGCCAGCACGCAGAUGAACGCCCAGAGCUCGCGCUCCCACGCCAUCUUCACCAUCCACCUGUGCCAGAUGAGGGUCUGCCCACACCUGAUGAACGGCUCUGCAGACGCCCAGAUGAACGGGGUCUCGGACGGUCCCAUCUCCCAGCCGGAGUACGAGACGCUCACCGCCAAGUUCCACUUCGUGGACCUGGCCGGUUCCGAACGCCUGAAGCGGACCGGAGCCACAGGGGAGCGGGCACGAGAGGGCAUCUCCAUCAACUGCGGCCUGCUGGCCCUGGGUAAUGUGAUCAGUGCUUUGGGAGACCAGACUAAGAAAGGUGGACACGUGCCUUACAGAGACUCCAAACUGACACGUCUGCUGCAGGACUCACUGGGGGGCAACAGCCGCACGGUGAUGAUCGCGUGUGUGAGCCCGUCGGACCGAGACUUCAUGGAGACGCUGAACACGCUGAAGUACGCCAACCGGGCGCGCAACAUCAAGAACAAGGUGGUGGUGAACCAGGACAAGACCAGCCAACAGAUCAGCGCCCUGCGCGCAGAGAUCGCACGCCUGCAGAUGGAGAUCAUGGAGUACAAAGCGGGGAAGCGCGUGGCGGGCGAGGACGGUUCCGAGGGCUUCAGCGACCUGUUCCAGGAGAACUCGAUGCUGCAGCGCGAGAACGACACACUCCGCAUGCGCAUCAAGGCCAUGCAGGAGACCAUCGACCACCUCAACACACGCAUCACACAGCUGCUCAGCAACGAGGUCAACCUGCUGCUCACCAAGACAGGUGAGGGCAACGAGGAGAUCGGAGCUCUGAUCCAGAACUACAUCAGAGAGAUCGAGGAGCUCAGGUCCAAGCUGUUGGAGAGCGAGGCGAUGAAUGAGUCUCUGCGCCGUAACGUGUCUCGCCUGUCGGCGCGCUCGCCGUACUCCUCCUCCCAGGCCCCGCCCCCCGGACACCCCAUGGGCUCCUCCCCCUCCGUCUCCAUGGAAGCGGAGAUGACGGACGUGCUCCGCCGCGCCAAGCUGGACAUCGAGCGCCUGAAGAAGAAGGAGCGCAACCAGAGCCGAAAAAGCCCAGACAAAGACAAGGGGCUGAAGAAAAGAGCCAAGCUUCUGGACCAGGAGAAUGGAGGGAACCGAGAGAACGGAACCAACCGAGAAAACGGACUGUUCUUGGGAGGAGACUCGGAUGAGAACAACAUAGAGGAGGAUGGCAUGUACCCUCUGCAGGAGGAGGACCAGGAGGAGAGCGGCUGCGACGAGGACGAGGAAGAUGACGAAGACGAGGCCAGGGAGGAAGAGGAGGAGUUUGACAGCGACGAGAGCCUGGUGGACUCGGAGUCCGACUCCGACGAGAAAGUGAGUUUCCAGGCGGACCUUGCUGACCUGACGUGUGAGAUCGAGAUCAAGCAGAAGCUGAUCGACGAGCUGGAGAACAGCCAGCGGCGCCUGCUCAUGCUCAAGCUGCAGUACGAGGAGAAGCUCAUCCAGCUGCAGAACAAGAUCCGCGACACGCAGCUGGAACGCGACCGCGUCCUGCAGAACCUCAUGUCCAUGGAGAACUACACGGAGGAGAAGGCGAGCCGUAUCCGCGCGGACUACGAGAAGCGUCUGAAGGAGAUGAACCGCGACCUGCUCAAGCUGCAGACGGCCCAGAAGGAGCACGCGCGCCUCCUCAAGAACCAGAGCCGCUACGAGAGGGAGCUCAAGAAGCUGCAGGCCGAGGUGGCCGACAUGAAGAAGGCCAAGGUGGCGCUGAUGAAGCAGAUGAAGGAGGAGCAGGCGAGGAGGCGCAUGGUGGAGGCCAAGAGGAACCGGGAGAUCGCUCAGCUCAAGAAGGAGCAGCGCAGGCAGGAGUAUCAGAUCCGUGCUCUAGAAUCGCAGAAGCGGCAGCAGGAGAUGGUCCUGCGCCGGAAGACCCAGGAGGUGACCGCCCUGCGGAGGCUGGCCAAGCCGAUGUCCGAGCGUGUGGCCGGCAGGUUGCCACGGCGACCACACAGCGCCGACUCCGGGGCCGAGCUCUCGGCCAGCACUGCCACCUCGUCUGAACCCGAGUCCUCGCGCUCCGUGUCCAGCAUCGUGCGCCAGUGGAACAGCAAGGUCAACGGAUACCUGGGCGAGCCCGUCAGUGGGGGGCGCACAGCCAGCAGCCGUAAGAAGUUCCAGCGGAAGGGAGUGAACACCCCGUUCUCCAAGUCGGCGCGGCAGAAGUGGCAGACGCUGGAGAGGAGGGUGACCGACAUCGUCAUGCAGAGGAUGACCAUCAGCAACGUAGAGGCCGACAUGGACCGUCUCAUCAAGAAACGCGAGGAGCUGUCUGUGCAGCAGGAGGUGCUGUUGCGCAAGCGCGAGCUGCUGUUGAGUGACAGGUCUCCGGGGCAGGAGGCGGAGCAGGAGCGUGCCGUGCAGGAGAUGAACGAGGAGAUCGAGGUGUUCAACGCCAACAUCGACUACAUCAACGACAGCCUCUCUGACUGCCAGGCCACCAUCGUGCAGAUCGAGGAGAGCAAGGAUGAGCUGGACUCAGUGGACACGUCGGUGGUCAUCAGCUCGUGCUCGCUGGCUGAGGCACGGCAUCUCCUGGACCACUUCCUCAAGGCCUCCAUAGACAAGGGGCUGCAGGUGGCUCAGAAGGAGGCUCAGAUCCGACUGCUGGAAGGUCAGCUGAGACAGACGGACGUGAUUGGCUCGUCACACAAUCACAUGAUCCUGGAGGCCCUGAGGGAGAAGGGCGAGUGCAUCCCUGAACUGCACGUGCUCAUACACAAUGCACAGCUGGAGAAUGGCUACGCAAGUACUGACGAAGAGGCCUCUGAGUUCAGCCAGGCAUCAGAGGGCAGCCUCUCUCUGAUGAAGAGCUCAGCCAGUCAGGAUGACUUCAAACUAAAGGUGGAGUCCAGUCUGUGUGCGCAGAUAAAGGCGGUAUCUGCGGAGUACCUGGGCCCCCUGCUGGACCCCACCACUAAGAACAUCACCAAGUCGCUGGCCUCCCUCACGGACAUCCAGGAGAACGGGCUGGCCUUCUCCACGCGCGAGAUCCUGUCCAGGGAGCGCGUGUCCCGCACCAUCAGCCUCCCCGUCCGCGGACACACCUUUCCUCGACAGUCCAGGGGUGCAGACACAUCUCCAUUGACCCGGAGGAAGUCUUAUGAUCGAGGAUCACCCUACAGGCCUGAGGUGGGCUACACCCCGCCCUCCUCCCCCCCGCUCCGCACUCGCAACGACCGGAACGUCUUCUCCAGACUCACCAGCAACCAGAGCCAGGGCUCCGCACUGGACAAGGGUGUGAUCAGUCCCACGGGGGGGCUGAAGGGGGGGCGGACGGCGCCCCUGCAGUGUGUGGCGGUGGCCGAGGGGCACUCCAAACCCGUGCUCUGCCUGGACGCCACCGACGAGCUGCUCUUCACCGGCUCCAAGGACCGCACGUGCAAGAUGUGGAACCUGGUGACGGGUCAGGAGAUGGUGACGCUGCGCGGUCACCCCAAUAACGUGGUGUCGGUCAAGUACUGCCCCAGCUCUGGCCUGGUCUUCAGCGUAGCCACCUCCUACAUCAAGGUCUGGGACAUCAGGGACUCCGCCAAGUGUGUGCGCACACUCACGUCGUCUGGUCAGGUGGUGUCCGGCGACGCGUGUGCGGGCACUACGACGCGCACCAUCACCACGGCGACGGGAGAGCACCAGAUCAACCAGAUCAACCUCAACCCCGCCGGCACCGUGCUCUACGCAGCCACAGGCAACACCGUACGCACCUGGGACCUCAACAGGUUCCAGGCCACCGGGAAGCUGACGGGCCACAUCGGCUCUGUGAUGUGUCUGACUGUGGGCCACUCCGCUGGGGGGAAGGACCAGGUCAUCACCGGCUCUAAGGACCAUUACGUCAAGGUGUUUGACGUUGCCGAGGGAACGCAGGGUAACAUAGGCCCCGCCCACAACUUUGAGCCGCCGCACUACGACGGCAUCGAGUGCCUGGCCAUCUACGGCGACGUGCUCUUCAGUGGUUCCCGUGACAACGGCAUCAAGAAGUGGGACCUGGAACAGCAGGAACUGAUCCAGCAAAUCCCCAACGCCCACAAGGACUGGGUGUGUGCCCUGGCGUACGUGCCCGGGAGGCCCAUGCUGCUGAGCGGCUGCCGUGGUGGCAUGCUGAAGGUGUGGAACGUCGACAACUUCACCCCCAUCGGAGAGGUCAAAGGUCACGACAGCCCCAUCAACGCCAUCUGCACCAACUCCAAACAGAUCUUCACCGCCUCCAGUGACAUGACGGUGAAGAUCUGGUCAGCGAAGACUAAGAGGUGACAGACCGCAUGCUUUGAUGAUCUCCGUGACGACUGCUAAUUUGAUGGCUCCUGCCGAAGGGUGCUGACAUCAUGUCCUCGUCCCUUUUCCUGCCUCGCUGGCCAUCAGACGGGGGGGGGGGAUCAGGGGGGGUCAGGGCGGCAGGACCAGUGGUCUCACAGCGCUGGAGGAUGAGGCCAAUGGACCGACGGACGUGUUCAAACAGAACGGGGAAGACACAGCUCUGAAGAUUCUCCAUUAGAGAUGACGCGCACACACACACACACACACACACACACACACACACACACACACACACACACACACACACACACGGUCUCUCUCUUUCACUCUCAUUCAUAUGUGCCGAAAAAAAAAAAAAACUCGCUCGUUACUGCCAUCCUCAUACACAGAGUAGUACUUCUAACAUUCGGGACAAAUCUGGACACACACACACACACACACACGCAUACGUAAGAAGUGCUCUCUUUUUGUUGAUUUAAGUGCCACAUACACACACAAACACACACAAAGGUGCACUCUCUUUUUCAAGGAUUUAAGUGCCAUUCUGGUAUGUGUGUGUGUUUAAUCUCAACUUCAGACCCUUUUUCCGCUCUACACACAUAAAGUGGAAAUCAAUCAAGUGGACACACACACACACACACAGACAGGAAGCACUCUUGUGCUCCUCCGUGAGCUUGAACGAGACGACAUCAGUUGACGCCUCUGCUGAGUGGCUUCAGUGUGUGUUCAUGAGGAGGACUCAGCCAGCAGCCAGCAGAGGAGGACAACCUUGGCCUGCUGUAGGUGGCCCAGGGACAGCCCACUCCCGGCCCACUCCCGGCCCACUCCUGGCCCACUCCCCCUCUGGCCUCCAUAGAGGCACAUGGAUCUCCACUGAGUGCUCAACCACAAAAGCACUUUGUAUUGGGUUUGUUUCUGUUUUUGUUUUUGUUUUUGUUUGUUUUUUGUUUUUGUUUGGGUUUUUUUUGUUUGAAGGUGGAUCUGUCUGUCCACCAUUGUCCUUCUCACUGGGGUCUGCACUGUGAGCCUUGGUGAGCCACCUUUAACGCUUGACCUGACCUGAGCCUUUGGGCGCGCGUGCGUGAGGUGGCCGUGUCCAGCGGACCUACGGAUGGACAGACGGACGUCCCGGUGUUCGAUGUAGCGAUGUCUCCCCUCCUGGUCAUCCACAUUCCCCCUUUUCUGUUCUCUACCUCAGCUGGCUCAGAGUAGCCGUUAGAUUAUUUAUUUGGUUUGGAGAGAGAGGUUUGGAAGAGGUGUGUGAGUGUGUGUGUGUGUGUGUGUGUGUGUGUGUUUUGUUUGUGCUAAAUGGUAGUUGUGUUCCACAUCUCCAUUUUCAGUGUUUUUUCCUCUCAGUCUGUUCAAGUCCUGUGUUAAGGAGCUAUUCUCUGCUGCCCUGUAUCUGUCUAAAAUAGGGUGGGAAGAGACUCAUACUUCCAUAUGAUAUUCAAUUAUGUGUGUGUGUGCGUGCCUGUAUGUGUGUGUGUUUGUGUGUGUGUGUGUGUGUGUGUGUGUGUUAAACGGAGGUGGUGUUGCCUGCCGUUUAAGCAGCGGUUGGACUUUUCCCUGGGCGGCAGCCCCAGCAGUGAGGUCAGAGUAGCAGAUCAUUAUUAGCCCACCACUGCAGGGGAUUACUCAACGCUGUGUGUGUGUGUGUGCCUGUGUGUGUGUGUGCCUGUGUGUGUGUGUGUGUUGCCUGGCUGGUUGGUUGUUCCCACCAGUAGGAGAACAGCAGAAAUGAGCAGGUUGACCCAGGUGCUUCUCCUCUAGUGGAAAAUCCAAACACACAGCUGGUUACACACACACACACACACACACACACACACACACAGGGUCUGUGUUUUCACUGGAAAUGUGUGUAUGUAUGCUUUCCUGCCUCUGAGUCUGUUUGGAGUGUGCGUGCGUGCGCGUGCGCGUGCGCGUGCGCGUGCGCGUGCGUGCGUGUGUGUGCGUGCGUGUGUGUGUGUGUGUGUGUGUGUGUGUGUGUGUGUAUCUAUGUCUGUGUGUGUAUUUCUAUGUCUGUGUGUGUGUGUGUGUGUGUGUGUGUGUGUGCAUCUACCACACCCGCUGUUGCUGCUUGUUUUUGUAAAAGACUUUGAUGCUAAGCAGAGGCAUAGUGUGCUCACAACUAGGUCAGAGCUGAGUGUGUGCCCCUGUGCCUGUGUGUGUGUGUGUGUGUGUGUGUGUGUGUGUGUUUGUGUGUUCCCCCCCCCCACGCUGCUGAGUCUUCUUGGCUUAUUAAAUGAAAGGCAGCUCAGCGUAGCGCGGCGCGGCGUAGCGUAGCGUAGCGUUCUCUGCUACAGGAAGUGUCUUGCCUGACAGGCCUGCGUGGGCGGGCAGCAGCACAACCAGGAGGAUUGUGGGUAUUUUUAGGACAUCCAUCUCUCCGCGCGCCACCGCAGACAUUCCACCAUGCCACACACACACACACACACACACUCUAGUGUGUGUUUAAUGAAACAUAUUUAUCACUCUAAUCGGCCAAUCCUGUCACAGCGCCCCUGGCCACUCUGUAUCCUCUCCGCCCCCUCAGCAGCAGCGCCAC
Molecule: messenger RNA, 7746 nt
Organism: Sardina pilchardus (European sardine)
Lineage: Eukaryota; Metazoa; Chordata; Actinopteri; Clupeiformes; Clupeidae
Gene: kif21b
Product: kinesin family member 21B
Exons: 33
Coding region: 279-5198 (1639 amino acids)
Biological process (GO): spindle elongation; microtubule-based movement; mitotic spindle organization
Cellular component (GO): microtubule associated complex
Molecular function (GO): microtubule binding; microtubule motor activity; ATP binding
Source: RefSeq, a predicted model, not a curated record